Messenger RNA from Aphidius gifuensis, 2490 nucleotides. It is a transcript of the gene Stg-1, whose product is annotated as voltage-dependent calcium channel gamma-3 subunit. Gene Ontology annotation, molecular function: voltage-gated calcium channel activity; channel regulator activity. Gene Ontology annotation, biological process: neurotransmitter receptor transport, postsynaptic endosome to lysosome; neurotransmitter receptor internalization; positive regulation of synaptic transmission, glutamatergic. Bases 1429 to 2418 code for a protein of 329 amino acids. The transcript is spliced from 6 exons. Gene Ontology annotation, cellular component: postsynaptic density membrane; AMPA glutamate receptor complex. Lineage: Eukaryota; Metazoa; Arthropoda; Insecta; Hymenoptera; Braconidae. The record is from RefSeq and is a predicted model, not a curated record.
ACAAGCUCAAUUGAGAGCUGAUAGUAAACUCGGGCGUCGACCGUUAGUCACUUUCAAGCUUUCGUAAAAAAACCACUCAAAAAUUAUACCUUCAACAAAACAUAUCAUUUUCGCGCAAUUUAUCUUUUUUGAAAAUCGAAUAAUUUAAAAUUUAUUUGAAAAUAUAAACAGUUUAAUUUAACGUUUAAAAUAAUUGUAACAUUUUUUUUUAUUUUUUUUUUUUUGUUAUCUUGAUUACUUGAUGUUUUAAUUAAAUUAUUAUUUAAAUAUUUAUUAAAUUCAAAUUUAUUUUAUUCUAACAACAAAGUGAUUUUUAUAGUUUUAUUUUUUUUCAUUAUAUAAAUUAUUUUUUCCUGAAAAAUUAAAACUUCAAUGUGCUGUUUUAUGUUGUUUUUUAUUCUUCGAAGGCAAUAAAAUAACACGUUUGUUUUUAGUGUAAGUAUUUGACAUAAAAAAUAAAUAUAAAUAAUUUAAUUUACAUUUUUUUUAAUUGAUUAAAUUACUAUCUAAUGACGAGAAAUAAAUAUAAAAAUUACUAUGAAUUAUUCAUGAUGAUCGAAUAAAUAAAACUGAAGUUUAAAUUUAAUUUUCCGUCUCCAAUUUGAACGGCGAUAAAAUUUUAUUUACUAGAUAACAUUUAAACAAUUAUUCAUUAUUAAAAAAUUAAAAUAAUAAUAUUUUUUGUUUAUAACUUGAACUGUCAUACUCUAGUGCUGAUAAAAAAUUUAAUUAAAAAACUUUUUGACAAUAAUUACCGGCCACUAAAUAAAAUUGCAAUCAAGACAUUUUUUCUUUUUGUAUAUUUAAAUUUUUAAAAAAACUUUAAAAAGAAAUAAAUUCGCGUAACUUAAAAAAAAAAUAAAAUAAAUUUAUAAGAAAAAAAAAUAAUUUAAUUUGAAUAUAAAAUAUUUAUUUCAUAAUUUUAAAAAAAUAAAUUUUUAAAUAAUUCCUUCAACAGAUAAAUUUUACAGCAAUAAAAAAUCAUUUUGAAUUUAUUAAAUCAAUUCACAAUCCUACAAGAAAUUAUACUUUAUAAAAUUAUUUUUCCACCAAUCUAAAAUUACAAAAAAUGAAAAAACACAAGUAAAUAUUUUUUUUUUGUUUACUAAAGUUUAUUUUUCAAAUGACCCUGACAUUUGAACUAUUUAAAAAAAUAAAACCUCAAGGAUUUAAAUUUAUAGAUGAAGUUACAAGUAGCUAAGAAAAUAAUCAAUAGAAUAAGGUCAAAGCUCAAGACCCGAUAAGCUCACGAGAGCAAUGAGCUUUUUGAAUAAUAAAAAAAAAAAAUACUAUAUCUCGAGAGAUGAAAUAUAAAAUCAGAUAUACCAAUUCAAUUGAAAUAUAAAGGAAAAAUUAAUAUGCUAUUGAAUUAAAUAAUGCAAUGAGAAAUUAAAAAAAAUAAAUGAAAUAAAUUUAUUUGGGAAAAAAAUGUCUUGUUACACAUGUUGCUUGUGUUGUUGUGAGCCAAAUAAAAUUGAUACAUUGACAUAUGGACCAGAAGAAAUAAGAAAUCAUCAAGACAGCAGUAAGGGACUUGCUUUUCUAUCUGGAUUUACUGCUUUACUAUCAUUUGUCAUUGUUUCAAUAGCAAUUGGGACAGACGAGUGGCUAUUUACUGAUGAAAAAUUAUCAAAAAUAAAUCCAGCAAAUGCAUCAGUUGAACCGGAUAGUAAAAUUACACACAGUGGUCUUUGGAGAAUUUGCGUUGCAACAAGUCCAACCAUGCAAUUUGAAUGUUCAAGGAUUGACUAUUUUCCCAACGAAGAAUAUCUACCUGACCCCAGUGAUUCCACAAUGGCAAUUCCAUAUGCAGUUACAAAAUCAGCUGUAUUUUUUAUCAUAGCAACAGUCUUACUGAUGAUUGCUGAAAUUUUCUAUGUGAUUGCUUACGUAUCUAGACCGAGACUUCAAUUGUGUAUCUUUGUUGCUGGAGUGAUAUUUACAAUUUGUGGCUUGAUGAUGCUCGUUGGUAUGAUAAUGUACAUAUCAGUAUUCAAAGCUGAAGUUGGUAGCAAACUUCGUCCACGAUCUUCAUUCCAAGGUCCACCGUUUACUUAUAAUUAUGGAUUUUCGUUUUUAUUGUAUGUCAGUGGAUUCAUCACAACAGAAAUUGCUGGUACAUCAGCAAUAUUUUUAUAUAUAUCAUGGCACCAGCGAGACCUUGCUAGAGAAAUAUUAGAAAAAUCAAAUAUUGAUGAUGGCUAUGAUGUAACAAGUAGUGCUCAACGUCGUAACACUCGUUCACGUCAAUCAAGAGGUUCAUUUUUGUGUGAGCGACAUCAAAAACGUUAUUUUUUUGGCAGAGAAUCAACUGAAGACCAAAUUGAUUUUGAUGAUUUUCUUCCACUUCCAGCUAGUCUUGAUUAUGAUGAAUUUCCAAGACAAUUUCCUCGUGAUAUUACAAGCCAAACGGUUUAGAAAAAAAAUUUAUUCAUCCGUUAUAAAAUAAAUGUAUUAAAUUUUAAUAAAAUUAAUGAGAAAAAAAAAAUU